Messenger RNA from Zingiber officinale, 393 nucleotides. RefSeq names its product rac-like GTP-binding protein 5. Bases 1 to 393 code for a protein of 130 amino acids. The transcript is spliced from 6 exons. Gene Ontology annotation, biological process: establishment or maintenance of cell polarity; regulation of actin cytoskeleton organization; actin filament organization. Gene Ontology annotation, molecular function: GTPase activity; protein kinase binding; GTP binding. NCBI's taxonomy places the organism in Eukaryota, Viridiplantae, Streptophyta, Magnoliopsida, Zingiberales, Zingiberaceae. The record is from RefSeq and is a predicted model, not a curated record. Gene Ontology annotation, cellular component: plasma membrane; cytoskeleton; cell cortex.
AUGGCAAUAACUAUUCCAAAUCAAGGAUCUGAAUAUGCAAAUAACAUUCCCCGUGGCGUUGAUUUUGAAAAUUUCAGGGUCAACGUGGUGGUUGAUGGAAGCACAGUUAAUCUAGGUUUACGGGAUAGUGCAGGCCAGGAGGAUUACAACAGGUUGAGACCUUUGAGCUACCGUGGUGCGGAUGUGUUCUUGCUUGCAUUUUCUCUCAUCAGUAAAGCUAGCUAUGAAAAUGUUGCCAAGAAGUGGAUUCCCGAGCUUAGGCAUUAUGCACCUGGUGUGCCCAUAAUUCUUGUUGGAACAAAGCUAGAUAUUCGGGACGAUAAGCAAUUUUUCAUAGAUCAUCCGGGUGAUGGUCCCAUAAGUAGUGCUCAGGGGGAGGAACUAAGGAAGUAA